Molecule: messenger RNA, 3947 nt
Organism: Myodes glareolus (Bank vole)
Lineage: Eukaryota; Metazoa; Chordata; Mammalia; Rodentia; Cricetidae
Source: RefSeq, a predicted model, not a curated record
AGUUCUCUAAGGCAUGGAGGGCCAGGCAGGAAGCAUCCGUUUCCUCAAAGCGGCUUCCCUACUGGGACAGAGUCUCAGUCACAAACAACUACCGUCACCCACCCCUCCCUCCCCUCCUUCCCUUACUGCUGUGAGCUCGGAGCAGUGGGACAAAGUGCAUGGGACAAGGCAAGCAGCUGAGGGAAGCCAUGGGCUCUGGAGGAGUGGGGCUCCUGGGGACUAGGGGGCCUCUGCCUCUGCUGCUUCUUCUCGUCGUGGGAGGCAAGGCUCUGGAUUCUUCACCCCAGAUCCUAGUUCACCCCCAAGACCAGCUACUUCAGGGCUCCGGCCCAGCCAGGAUGAGUUGCAGAGCCUCGGGCCAACCGCCUCCCACUAUCCGCUGGCUGCUGAAUGGGCAGCCCCUCAGCAUGGCGACCCCAGACCUACAUUACCUUCUACCUGAUGGGACUCUCCUGCUACAUUGGCCUGCUGUCCAGGGACGGCCCCAAGAUGACCAGAAUAGCCUCUCAGCACUCCUGGGUGUCUACACAUGUGAGGCCAGCAACCGGCUGGGCACAGCAGUGAGCCGGGGUGCUAGGCUGUCUGUGACUGUCCUCCAGAAGGACUUCCAGAUCCAGCCUCGGGACACAGUGGCUGUGGUGGGUGAGCGGUUGGUUCUUGAGUGUCGGCCACCCUGGGGCUACCCAAAUCCUUCUGUCUCAUGGUGGAAAGACGGGAGACCCCUGGUCCUACAGACAGGCAGGCACACAGUGUCUGGGGGUCUCCUGACGGUGGCAAGAGCAGAGAAGAAUGACACGGGGACCUAUAUGUGUAUGGCCACCAACAAUGCAGGACAACGGGAGAGCCGAGCAGCCAGGGUGUCUGUCUGGGAGUCAGAGAACCACAAGGAAUAUUUGGAACUUCUGGCUGUUCGCAUCCAACUGGAAAACGUGACCCUGCUGAACCCGGAACCCGUGAAAGGCCCCAAGCCUGGACCAACUGUGUGGCUCAGCUGGAAGGUGAGGCCGAGGACCCAGGAAGUGAGAACUCAUCCAGAUGAGGGCUCUCAUGAACUCCCCCAAACACUUAUCCCUACUCCAACCUCUUCCCAGGUGAGCGGCCCUGCCGCGCCUGCCGAGUCCUACACAGCCUUGUUCAGGGCCCAGAGGACCCCCAGGGACCAGGGAUCUCCAUGGACAGAGGAGAUGCUGGGUGGCUUGCAGAGCGCAAAGCUUGGGGGCCUCCGCUGGGGCCAGGACUACGAGUUCAAAGUGAGACCGUCCUCUGGCCGGGCUCGAGGCCCAGACAGCAAUGUGUUGCUCCUGAGGGUGCCAGAACAAGUGCCCAGUGCCCCACCUCAAGAAGUGACCCUAAAGCCUGGCAAUAGCAGCAUCCUUGUGAGCUGGGCUCCACCGCCUCCCGAAAACCACAAUGGUGUCAUCCGUGGCUACCAGGUGUGGAACCUGGGCAAUACCUCUCUGCCUGCUGCCAACUGGACUGUUGUGGGUGAACAGACCCAGCUGGAGAUCUCCACACGGGUGCCAGGCUCCUACUGUGUACAAGUGGCUGCAGUCACUGGUGCCGGGGCCGGCGAGCCCAGUAGCCCUGUCUGCCUCUUUUUAGAGCAGGCCAUGGAGCAGUCGGCUCGAGACCCCGGUAAACAUGCUUUCUGGACCCUGGAUCAGCUGAGGGCCACCUUGAGACGGCCAGAAGUCAUCGCCAGCGGUGCUGUCCUGCUCUGGCUGCUGCUACUAGGCCUUGCUGUGUGUAUCUACAGACGCCGCAAAGCUCGGGUGAACCUGGGCCCAGGUCUGUACAGAUAUACCAGUGAGGAUGCCAUUUUAAAACACAGGAUGGACCACAGUGACUCCCCGUGGCUGGCAGACACCUGGCGUUCCACCUCUGGCUCCCGAGACCUCAGCAGCAGCAGCAGCCUCAGCAGUCGGCUGGGAGUGGACCCUCGGGACCCACUGGAUGGCAGGCGCUCCUUGAUCUCCUGGGACCCCCGGAGCCCUGGUGUGCCCCUGCUUCCCGACACCAGCACUUUUUACGGCUCCCUCAUCGCGGAGCAACCCUCCAGCCCUCCAGUAAGGCCAAGCCCCCAGACACCAGCUGCUAGGCGCCUUCCAUCCAAGCUGGCCGGAACCUCCAGCCCUUGGGCCAGCUCAGAUAGUCUCUGCAGCCGCAGGGGACUCUAUUCCCCGCGCAUGUCUCUGGCCCCUGCAGAGGUUUGGAAAGCCAAAAAGAAGCAAGAGCUGCACCAAGCCAACAGCUCCCCACUGCUCCGAGGUGGCCACCCCAUGGAAAUCUGGGCCUGGGAGUUGGGAAGCAAAGUCUCCAAGAAUCUUUCGCAGAGCCCAGGCCCAAAGUCUUGUUCCCCAGGAGAAGUCCCCCGAACCGUGGUGACCUGGCGUGCCCCAGGAUCACAACUUCAACGCAACUCGAGUGAGCUAGCAACUCGUCCACUCCCUCCGACACCCCUUUCUCCUUGCGGAACACCCAGUCCCGAUCCACAGACCCAGUGUGUGGAGAAGCCCCAAGUGCCCUCCUCUGAUCCGCGGCCAGCAGCCCCUCUCUCCAUCCUUAACUCUUCCAGGCCUGCCAGUCCCCAGGUCUCUUUCCUCUCUUGUCCCAGCCCAGCUUCCAGCAACCUGUCCAGCUCCUCACUGUCAUCCUUAGAGGAGGAGGAUCAGGACAGUGUACUCACCCCUGAGGAGGUGGCCCUGUGCCUGGAGCUCAGUGAUGGGGAGGAGACACCCAGGAACAGUGUAUCGCCUAUGCCAAGAGCUCCUUCGCCCCCAACCACCUAUGGCUAUAUCAGUAUCCCAACAUCCCCAGGACUGGCAGACAUGGGCAGAGCCAGUGGGGGGGUAGGGUCUGAGGUUGGGAACUUAUUGUGCCCACCUCGGCCCUGCCCCACCCCUACCCCCAGCGAGGGCUCCCUGGCCAAUGGUUGGGGCUCAGCUUCUGAGGACAAUGCUCCCAGCGCGAGGGCCAGCUUGGUCAGCUCUUCCGAUGGCUCCUUCCUUGCAGACGCUCACUUUGCCCGUGCCCUGGCAGUGGCUGUGGAUAGCUUUGGUUUGGGUCUGGAGCCCAGGGAAACUGACUGUGUCUUCACAGAUGUUUCUUCACCACCCUCCCCUCGGGAUGACCUCUGCCUGACCCGAAGUUUCUCUCUGCCUCUGUGGGAGUGGAGGCCAGACUGGCUGGAGGAUGCUGAGAUCAGCAACACCCAGAGGCUGGGGAGGGGGCUGCCUCCCUGGCCUCCUGACUUUAGGGUCCCUUCCCAGCGAAGUCAGCUCAGUGGUGCUGUACGCAAGACUGGUGAUUCCUCCUGAAUUGUCCCUGAGAUAGCCAGAAGAGCGUCCAGACCACUCUCCUGUCUGUUCCCAGGUCUUCCCACGGGUGUCAGCGUUGGCCUAUGCUUCUCUGUAGUAGAGGUUCAUUAUCACUGGGCUUCUAGAGAGUUCUGUCACUGGGACUGUUAAAACAAAAGAAAGCAAACCAAACUACGACCUCAGGAGACUUGAAUUCCCACUGAGAACAAGACAACAUCAUCAUGACAUCAGAUUCUCUCCUCACAACCAGGGUAUUUGCCCUAAGUGAGCCUGACUCUUGAUCUCCUGUCCAUGUUGAUCACAGGAAGAAAAGAAGCCAACAGUGUCUUCAUGAAGGACAGAAAUGGCUGUUGGAGAGGGCUAUGGUGGAGGACACUUAGAAGCCUUCUCAUCUCUACCUGGACUAUGCACUUAGAGGCCAACUCAGUCCUUUUCCCAGCCACACCAGGCAAGGAAAGUAAAGGAGGAAGGUCAUGGGUACAGUGGGUCCUAUCUAGAAUCACAGUCAACACUUCAAACUUGCAUUAAUGGAGCAGACUGAAGGAAAAGAACCAGAAGAACUUGGAACCAAAGCACUAUCCUCAUGCCAUUGUCACUGUGAGCUUCAAGAACUUGAUACUAUAAAAACUA